UACUUUCUUUUCUCCUCUAGGUUUCUGAUUCAUCAAACCCAUUUCUUAAUCGAAUGCUCAACAGAGAUACUAUCACAAGAAUAACAUAUAAAAAUGAUGCAUAUUUACUACAGGGACUUAACAUAGAGGAACUGUACCCAGAGACCUCUAGCUUCAUCACUUAUGAUGGGUCGAUGACUAUUCCACCCUGCUAUGAGACAGCGAGUUGGAUAAUAAUGAACAAACCUGUCUAUAUAACCAGGAUGCAGAUGCAUUCCUUACGCCUACUCAGCCAGAAUCAGCCAUCGCAGAUCUUUCUGAGCAUGAGUGACAACUUCAGGCCAGUCCAACCACUCAACAACCGCUGCAUCCGCACCAACAUCAACUUCAGUUUACAGGGAAAGGACUGUCCAAACAACCGAGCCCAGAAGCUGCAGUAUAGAGUAAAUGAAUGGCUCCUCAAGUAGGGAACUAAGCCAAGAAGAAUUCCACCUCAGUGAAAAUGCUACAACUGUGAAUUGAUGUAACCUAGAAUUCUUUCUUCUCUCUCCUUCCUUUCCCCAAGCCUCACUCACUCUCUGGACUGGCCCCUUCUUCAUGAAAAGUGUCUGCAAAACCAUGGCAGAGGAAUGCAUCUCUUAUACCCACUCCCAAACAUACAGAUAACCAAACGCACACACACACACACACACACGCAAACACACCUCCAUAUAUACACACUUAUACAACCUCCAUGAUGGAAAGUCAAGUUUCAGUUACAAAAAGCUUAUUCAUAAGAGGUCUUAGAAGGAAAUAACCAGUUAACCUGAUUACAAUUUUGAUACUGUUUUCCUGAACUAAAUAAAUCUACACAAUGACUUUUCAGCCUUUGUACAUACAAAUUCUUCCAAAAGAGAGAGAGAGAGGAGAAAACACAGCUCUGAAAGCUGACUUUGCAUCAAGCAAACUUUGCAUCAAGUCAUCUCCGAGAGUGUCCUAGGAUCCUUGAGGAUGCUGGUGACAGGCCAACCAGGACAAAGUUAACCAAGGACACUUAUUUCUAGAUUAUGAUUCUUCUGUUUACUCAACAAUUUAAAAAGAAAAAAAAAGGACAGACAUCAAAGAGCUACAUGUUGUAUAUAUAUAUCACCGCAGACUAUAAAGAAAUGGAAUUAUUUCCCUCUUUGUCACAUAUCUGUAGUAGGAUUUGCCAAGAUCAGAAUUGAUCCAUUUGCUGUUUCUUGUUUUCCAAAGGUCAUACAUUGUGUUUGGUUAUUGUUAACAGCUCAAUAAAUGUGUUUAACGAGUUAAUUUCAUUUUUCUGGCUUGGGUCUGUUCUCCUUCCUUCAGGCUAAGCCCAUGCAACUAUAUUCUUUGACCUCCUAUGUUCCUCCAUCUCCAUGUUUUGUUCAUUUGCAACCAGUUUGACUGAGUUUGUGGCAAUCAGGAAUGCAUUUGCUAAGCAAGUAUAACUUUAAUUCCACUCCAUGGUUCCAUCAUUCAUACGAGGUGAGCUUCAGCCUGACAUACCAGGCGACAUUCCUUGCGUUUCAAAACUGCCAUCCCUCCCCUGUGAUGCUCCCUGAAGGAAUGCACUUUGCCUUGUAAAUUCCUGGGAAAGGGGUGUCUUUUCUCUCCAGGUGCAGCCAGAUCUCACAAAGUACAAACGAAUGCCUUUCUUUUCUUGUUUAUAAUGGUCACUCACUGUGUUUGGUUACUGUCAAAAAAUCAAUAAAUGUGUUUAACAAGUUACUCAGU
Castor canadensis (American beaver) is the source of this 1716-nucleotide messenger RNA. NCBI's taxonomy places the organism in Eukaryota, Metazoa, Chordata, Mammalia, Rodentia, Castoridae. The record is from RefSeq and is a predicted model, not a curated record.